Molecule: messenger RNA, 5559 nt
Organism: Anarrhichthys ocellatus (wolf-eel)
Lineage: Eukaryota; Metazoa; Chordata; Actinopteri; Perciformes; Anarhichadidae
Gene: scaf4a
Product: SR-related CTD-associated factor 4a
Exons: 19
Coding region: 139-3489 (1116 amino acids)
Biological process (GO): negative regulation of termination of RNA polymerase II transcription, poly(A)-coupled
Cellular component (GO): nucleus
Molecular function (GO): RNA binding; RNA polymerase II C-terminal domain phosphoserine binding
Source: RefSeq, a predicted model, not a curated record
CCCAAAAGCUACCGAUGCUAGGCUAACUGUCGUUAGCUACCGGGGAGCGGACAUGUUGUACCGACCCUUCCAUAAAUAAACAUCGCUUUUUAACCGGGAAUCGGGAGUCAAGAGGACGACUCGGAGCGUUGGGCAAUCAUGGAUGCCGUCAACGCCUUUAACCACGAGUUAUUCUCAUUGAUAGACUCCAAGCCCCCAAUCUCUCGGGCAAAGAUGAUCUCCAUCACCAAAUCGGCCAUCAAAGCUAUGAAACUCUACAAACAUGUGGUCCAGAUUGUGGAGAAGUUCAUCAAAAAGUGUAAGUCUGAGUACAAGAUAGCGGGCCUGUAUGUGGUGGAUUCCAUUGUUCGGCAGUCCAGACACCAAUUUGGAUCAGACAAGGACGUGUUCGGCCCAAGGUUCACCAAAAAUAUCACAGGAACCUUUGAGAACCUCUGCCUUUGCCCACUAGAGGACAGGAGUAAGAUCGUGCGGGUGUUGAACCUGUGGCAGAAGAACGGGGUGUUCAAGAUCGAGGUUAUUCAGCCCCUCCUGGACAUGGCAGCUGGCUCUAGCAGUGCUGCUGCACCCUACACAGGCUCAGAUGACCCAGGUUCUUCCCCGCCUCCAGCCAAAGAGCCAGUAACGGCCAACUCCACCAUGCCAUCCACUGCUCAGCUGCAAAACUCCGAUGCCUUUGCUGCUGUGGCACAGCUCUUCCAGUCCACGCAGGGUCAGCAGCUUCAACAGAUGCUCCAGAACUUCCAGCAGCAGCCUGGGAAGCCUGACAGCAACACUCAGCCUCACGUCCAUACCAGUCAAACACAGCCCCAAAGCGUUAACACUGGCCUGGCCAUGGUCGCCCCGCAACCGCCUCUGCUCACGCAAGCCGCCCAAGCCGCCCAAGCCGCCCAGCAGAAGACAGCUUUUGACAAGGUGGAAAAAUUGCUGGACCGUUUUGACUAUGAUGAUGAACCAGAAGUUGGAGAGGAGACAAAGAAGGAUGAAUCACAUGCCUCCUUUAUGCAGCAGCCUCCAGCCUUCCAACAGCACUUUAAACCACCGAUGAUUAACAUGUUGCAAGACCUCUCACAACAGGUCCCUCUGCCUCCUAAUGGCCAGCUCCAGACCUUUGGUUUACAGCCAGGACAAAGCUUCCCCGUCAUGAUGCCUCCUUUGGGGCACGCUUUGCCCGGGCAGCCCCCCCCUGGUUCGACUGGGCCUCCAGGCUUCCCAGGGCUAUAUCCCCCCCACAAUGCUGCCCAGCAACAACAGGAUUUGUCCAUUGAUAUGGACCAUUCAUCUAUGAGGGAUGGCAGACAUGGUCGACGAUCACACUCAGGCUCCAGGUCUCCAAAGCGAAGGAGGUCGCGGUCUAAUUCCCGUACGCGACGAUCCCGGCACAGGCGGUCCCGCUCCCGCUCCAGAGAGCGGCGUCACCAUUCCCCGCGCCCUCGCUCGCUGGAGCGCAGGGAGAGAGAGAAGGAGAGGGAUCGACGGCAGAAAGGCCUUCCAACGCCCAAGAGCGAGACACUAAGCAUUUGCAGUACAACGCUCUGGGUGGGCCAGUUGGACAAGAGAACACAACAGCAAGAUGUCGCCUCUUUACUGGAAGAGUUUGGGCAGAUAGAGUCCAUCAAUAUGAUCCCUCCACGUGGCUGUGCCUACAUUGUCAUGAUACAUAGGCAAGAUGCCUUCAAGGCUCUGCAGAAGCUUAGCAGAGGAUCUCACAAAGUGAACCAGAAAUCCAUCAAGAUUGCUUGGGCUUUGAACAAGGGCAUCAAGGCUGAGUUCAAACAGUACUGGGACGUGGAGCUGGGUGUCACCUACAUACCGUGGUCCAAAAUCAGAGAGGCUCAGUUGGAGGAGCUCAAAGAAGGAGGCGUCCUGGAUGUAGACACCUUAUCACCAGAGUGGAGUGGAGUGAGGAAGACUCUUGGCUUCCAGGAGGAACUCAACCACAACGGCCGUUCAGAGCUACAGCAGCCUGAGGAAACACAAGGGUUACCUCUGGCUGCUGCAGCCGCUCCUCCUGCGCAGGUUCCUCCAAUGCAGCAGCCAAUGGUCGGUGUGGGUUCUCUCCAGCCUCCUGUUUUUCCUGGUCCCAUAGGCAUGCCUCCGCCUUCCUUCCCCCCAGGCAUCCCCCCUCCGCCUUUCAUCAGACCCGGCUUCAACCACAUGCAGAUGCCUCCAGGUUUCCCUCCCCCGGGUACCAUGCCUCUCGGUCCCCCACCUCCCUCCAAAGGUGGAGUUGAAGACCCACCUCUGGACCCAGUUGGUCUGGGCAACAGGAAAAAUGACGAGGUCCCGGAGGGUCCCAACAUCUUCAACAACCAGAUGGGACUCAUGGGUAACCAGCUAGGUGGACCUCCUGGUUCCCACCCCGGUGCUCCUCCUGGAAACAUCCAACCCCCUUCUGGUGGUCUGCUUGGCGCACGGCCCGGUAUAAUCCCACUGCAGCGUCCUCCGGUUCCCCCACCGCCACACAUGCAGCGUUUCCCUCCACCCCACGGGCCACGACCCCCUCACCACAACAUGCCACCUAUGCCCCCGCAGAUGAUUGCCAGAGGGCCACACCCUCAAAUGAUGCACCACGACCCCCCUCUACUUAAAGGAGGCUUUGGAAUGAUGCCUCCCCACAAUAUGAGGGCUCCUUUCCCUCCACACGGGCAGGGUCCUCCUCCUCCUCCUCAAGGUCCGCCUCCUUUUAUCAGACCAGGGGGGCCUCGUGGCCCGGAGGGGCCAGAAGAAAUGGAAGGCAGGCCAUUCAGGGGGGACAGGCCUGGAGACAGGCCGGGAGAAAGGCCCGGAUUCAGGGACCGAGAGCCAGAGAGGGACAGGGACUGGGAUCGAGACAGGGAUAGAGAGAGGGACCGAGGUUUUGGAGGUGGAAGGCGUCUCUUUGGUGAUGGAGGGAGGGGAGGAGGAGGAGGUGGUGAUAGAAUGGAUGGGAGGGACCGACUUGGAGGCUGGCAAGAAGAUGGAGGAGGUCACCGUGGAGGAGGAUGGGAGAGAGACAGAGACCGGGAGAGAGACCGGGAGAGAGACCGCGAUCGCGUCGGAGACAGACGGGACUGGAGGGAGAGGCGAAACAGCAUGGAUGGCGACAGGGAGCGAGGGAGGAGUGAUGAUGGGGAUAGGGAUCGAGGGAAGGGAGAGGGGGGAGAAAGGGGAAAGGUGGAAGGAGGGAGUCGAGAAAGAGGGAAAGGAGCUGAAGGAGACAGGCCAAGGCGGUCAGAGAGGAAAGAGAGGACCACACGAUGGGACAGGGACGAUCGAUUGGCUGAACUGGAAAACGUGGAGAGAUUUCGGACCUCUAACGCAACAGAGCAAACUCCUGUGACUCCUGUGGUAGCUUUGGAAAGCAGUGAAGAACCAAGUGUGGAAGCUUCUGAAAAGAAGGCAGAUUCUGAACUUUUAGCUCCGUCUCCAGAGGAGCAGACGCCCUCUGUGCCCUCACCCUCAGCUCAAAGUGAGCCCACAGAAACUAAACAGGAAGCAGCAUCAUAGACUUGGCCCACUGCUCCUUCAGCUAGAGACUGCUGUGAACCACUGAAUGAUUUUAUUUUAUUUUUUUUUGUUAAAGGUGUUUUUCACAAUGAUAGUCAGCCUCAACUCCUGGCAUAAGCAUUCUAGCACGUCACCAUUUGCCAGUUGGUGAUUGACAGUUUCUGGUCUUGAAAACAAACAUCUCCCACACGUGUCGUCAGACAUUAUGUAAAAACGCUUGUUUUCAGACUGACUGGCUUCUGGUCAAAAUUUGGCUUUGCGUCUGCUACUGGAAACACAUGACCACACGAAAAUCUGUUUGGUAAAAUUGCUGUCGUUGAAUUAUUGGCUGUCAACUGUUUUUUUCCCUGUAAGAUGAAAGAAUGAACGGCGUGUUUGCAUGUUAUCGCGGCUCUGUCCAUUUUAGGUUCAUUUGAGCUUAGCUUUUAUGUUUUUUACUCCAGUUGGUUUGCAGACGGAGGAAACAAAUAACUUCUAUGACACACAUUUAUUUUGUACUUCAUUGCCUUAUCUGUGUGAUAGCAGGCACUCCUCAACAAAGUCAUGUUCAUUUUAAAUCUUUUUUUAAAUCUGCCAAAAUGUCAUGUCAAACACUGAAUAUCUUCUUCUCAAACAACUGUUCUGAUAAUACAGGCACCAUUUACUUUCCUUUGUUGUUUUCACGUCAUCUUGUGUUUCAUGUCUGCUCUUCAUUGCGAGAUCACAGCCAGUAAUGCGCAGCUUUCAAAGGACUACCGUGGCCUUAAAAUCAAAUCAAGUAUGUUUGUAGGUGUUUGAUGGGAAAAGAAAAGUACAAAUUGGGGAAAGACUUGUGGAGGUAAAUUACACUGAGAAUUAGGUUUGCUAAAUUGUUGAGCUCUCCUUUUGAUUAUGUCCCCACUUCUCAUCCUUUAAAACACUUUAUUUCAGGAAGAAUAAAGUAUUGUCUUCAUUCUAAAAGCCACUUGGUGCACAUUUACUGGCAAAUACACCAUGUCCUUUCAAAGAAAUCACUCUCAAUACAUGCUUUAUUCACCCAAACACUUGUAACAUUUUAAGAUUCAGGGAAUCAAGAAUUCUUCCCAUUCUUUGAUCAUACUGUACUUAUCCAGAUGCCACUUUAGGUCUUUUCAUUUUUUGUGUGUGUAUAUAUAAUUUUUUUUGGCAAACAUUAGCUGUUGUGGGGGCUCAGAAGCUCGGACUUUAACGGCGGCAUAAUCAAGUUUCUUUAGCUUGACGGACAUUGUGACUGAUUUCAGAUAAGACAUUUUGACGCAACGUGCACGAAAACUAGAUACAUUCAUCAUGAUAUAUCUCCCCUGGAAAAUUAAGGAUGUAAAGAAAUUGGACGUUAUAUAAUUGGGCUUUGUUUCAGAAGUUUGAAUCAUCGACAGAGAUACUGGUACAAAAAAAUAAGGACGAGUACUUCCAUUUGCAAAAAAAAUUGCACCCAGAUGAACUGUUCAAAACUGCUGAAAACAAACCUAAAAACAACAAAAACUGAUUUUCUUUGUCCUGGUUUCGGUCUUGACGAGCAAGUUUUCAGAACUAACAUUAACAUCAAAGUGGAAGUAAAAGUCCAUUUGAAGUCGAACACUGAUACAAAUGAGUUUUGGCCACAAGAAGAUACAAAAUGUAUCCCUGUCGAUGAAUUAUGUUUUGUUUUUGAUGAACACAGCUUUUACACUUAGUGUCUGUUUCACUGCAGACAUGCUGUACCUGAAGUUCACAUUUGAAGCCCAUAUUGUCCAAGCCCAACUCUUGCUCUUGACAUUUUUUUUUCUAACAGAGUGCAGAACUAAGGCGAUGAAAUGAAGACAGUUGCUUGGGUCACACGGCUGUAAAUAUGCUCGUAUCACUGACGAUUCGAAGGUGUAACGGUAUUUGUUGUUUAUGAUCCGUGAUUCGUUUGUCGUAGAUAAGGACAUUGACAUGGAAGGAACAACAGAGGCCUCUUGCUUUAACAUUUUUUAACUCAUGGUUUGAAAGUUGACAGAUGUUUCUAUGAUUUGUUAAUAACACAAAAGACAUGGACAUAAAAUCUCCAAUAUUUCAGCCAGAGGAAAUUGUUUUUAAUAAACUAUUUUUGUA